CAACUAAUACACAACAAAUCACAGCCCACCCAACUUCGUUUCCACCGAAACCGGCCUCUUAGUACAACACAAGACCAUCAUCGUCGCUUCCCUUCCCUUCCCUUCCCCAUAUACUCUUCCUCUGAUUCCUCGCCCCAGCAUCCUCCUCAAGCCACCUUGCUCUUCUGCCUUCCCCGCAACCAUUCUCGUCCACAGCCGGAGAAUUGUGAAUAUAAGGAUAGGAAGAAUGGCUGCAGCUGCAACUCCUACUGUAGGCCUGACAACAGCCAGGACUUUCAUCUCAUCCCUCCAUAAAACGUUGAUGUCGAGGGCAGCAAUUCUGAGUACAGAGUCCAAAGAUGCAUCUAUGACUAGGCUUGCAAGCUCUUCUCACAUCUCAUUGAGCCAUUCCUUCUUACAGAAGCCUAAUUCAGUGAUCCUGAAAUCUAAACGAGUUGUCGCAACAAAAGCAGUGUCCUCGGAAAAUGAAACUAGCGCCUUGCCAGGACUUCCUAUCGAUUUAAGAGGGAAGAGAGCUUUCAUUGCUGGUAUAGCUGAUGACAAUGGGUAUGGUUGGGCUAUAGCCAAAUCACUUGCAGCAGCUGGUGCUGAAAUUCUUGUUGGUACAUGGGUGCCGGCUUUGAAUAUAUUUGAAAGCAGUCUACGACGCGGAAAGUUUGACGAGUCUCGUGUAUUACCGGACGGUUCUCUGAUGGAAAUUACUAAGGUGUAUCCAAUGGAUGCGGUUUUUGAUGGCCCUGAGGAUGUUCCUGAAGAUAUAAAAACAAACAAGCGCUAUGCAGGAUCAUCCAAUUGGACUGUUAAGGAGCUUGUUGAAUCAGUGAAGCAGGAUUUUGGCUCUAUCGACAUCCUUGUCCACUCCCUCGCUAAUGGUCCAGAGGUUGCGAAGCCUCUUCUGGAGACUUCAAGGUUUGGGUACCUUGCAGCCAUCUCUGCAUCAAGUUACUCCUUCAUUUCCCUUUUGCAGAACUUCCUUCCUAUAAUGAAUCCAGGUGGUGCAACAAUUUCCUUGACCUACAUUGCUGCUGAAAGGACCAUUCCUGGUUAUGGUGGUGGGAUGAGUUCAGCCAAGGCUGCAUUGGAGAGUGACACACGGGUGCUUGCCUUUGAAGCUGGAAGGAAGCACAAAAUCAGAGUCAACACAAUAUCUGCAGGUCCAUUGAGAAGUCGGGCUGCAAAAGCUAUCGGUUUUAUCGACAUGAUGAUAGAGUACUCGACUACCAAUGCACCCCUUUUGAAAGAACUAUCUGCAGAGGAAGUAGGGAACGCUGCUGCUUUCCUGGCUUCACCUUUGGCCUCAGCCAUCACUGGAACUGUCUUGUAUGUCGACAAUGGUCUAAAUGGUAUGGCUGUUAGCACCGACAGCCCCAUACUGGAAAAGCUCCACGCUGCAAAGGAGAAAUAAACACACCUACGCAGGAAAUCACCCAGAGCUUAUAAGUUUUGUUUUGUUCUUUUUUUUUUUUUGUUAAUUUCAGAGUACACAAUAAAUGCUGUUCUUCCUAUCUGGGCUCUUCGUUGGACUUGUGUAACAUUUUUACAUAUGCAGAGAGCUAGCUGAUUUCAGUUGAAUCGAACACAGAGGGAACAAACAACUUUGUGUAACAUCUUUAGCAUGAAAAUUCAUUUUGUAGUUAAGCUUUCUGCAGAGCCUAAACUUGGGAAUAUUUAACAAUGAUGCUCCUUGAGAUUCUAGUCAGAUGGGCUGGAUUCUUGAGUCCUAUGUGGCAUCAGCUCCUUUCCAACCCCGACUGAGGAGCACAUCAACUGCCAAUCACUGUAGUCAAAUUUGAAGACAAAAUGCCGGUAAGAAACGUCGCCGGAGGCAAUCAUAGUGGCUGAUGGCGCAUUCCUCGGAGAGACUAGAUGGCGACCGGAUUCAUCAUCAACUUGAAUCUCCACCCUUCCGUCUUUUACAAGGAACGACAACGCAAACAAAUUCUCCACCGUCUGUGAGAAUGAGCUCCUGUUCAAUACCAGGUGUUCAAGCUCCACCUUCCUCUCCUUCCUCAAGAUGCUGAACAUGGUCAGCAUCGUUCCAUCAGUCGUGCCUGUCUUCUCUUCUUCCUCGACGUGAGGAUCAACCU
This is a messenger RNA of Linum tenue, 2087 nucleotides long. The record is from the annotation of a GenBank genome assembly. NCBI's taxonomy places the organism in Eukaryota, Viridiplantae, Streptophyta, Magnoliopsida, Malpighiales, Linaceae.